Messenger RNA from Amphibalanus amphitrite, 5453 nucleotides. Its product is annotated as ras-responsive element-binding protein 1-like. NCBI's taxonomy places the organism in Eukaryota, Metazoa, Arthropoda, Thecostraca, Balanomorpha, Balanidae. Gene Ontology annotation, cellular component: nucleus. The record is from RefSeq and is a predicted model, not a curated record. The transcript is spliced from 8 exons. Bases 326 to 3670 code for a protein of 1114 amino acids.
AGAUUUUGCAGCACAAAGCGCACACACAACAAAUUUGGGCCAUGGAUGAGGUAAUCUCUCAUCCAUGUUUGGGCGCUGAAGUUAUAGGUAUCAGUAGCUGAUUAUUUCAGUUAUAUAUUUUAUCAUCCACAUCCUUGACUGGCUAGUUUGCUUCAUUGUGAUCGAAUUCAGCUUAAUGUGAACAUGUUGCUCAUUUUCACUUAUAUAAACCGCCAUGAAUUCCAGGGAUCAGCAGACAAAUAAUAAUUGUAAUGAUAAGCCUGACCCCCUCCAACCCAACCAGUUCAAGUUCAACAUCAUCAUGCGGUGACUCAAGAAUUAAAGGAUGGCACUAAAUGUGUCAGAUGGGUGCCCCCAGUGCCGCCGCAUGGUGGCUGGGAAAGGAAACCGACUAGUAACAGAUGCAUGCGGUCAUAUCAAAUGUCGCUUCUGCCUGCUGUCUGAAGAGGAUGGUUGCUGGUCAUGUAAAGCUCCGGCGGAGGCUCCUGCGGUGUCGGCCUCGCCGGUCCGUCUGGCCCCCGUCCAGCCGCUGUGGCCGUGCGAGCCGAGCCGCUGGCCAGUGUCGGCCGGCCCCGAACGGGGCUGGCUGACCGAUCCGGCUGUCGUCUCUGGGGUCCGGCCGACGCCCCAGCCCGCCCGGCCGGUCAGCCCGCGGGUCGGCUCGCAGCGCUCAGACAGUCCGACGGUCAGACCGGGUGCCGCGCCACCUGUCUGGUCGUCGCCGCCGACCCUGACGGAGCCGACGGCGGCUGAUGGCGGAGCGGCGCGCUCGCCGGAGCUACGCCGCGCGCCCGCCGCCGUCCCCGUCCUGCUGCAGUCGUCACUGCGCGUGCAGCAGCUGCGCAGUCAGCUGGCCGGCGGCGGUGCUGCGACCGCACCCCGUCCCGCCGAGACCGUCCAGCCGGAGGACCUGUCGCCGCGCUGUGUCGCCGAGGAGAGCUCCCCGGCCAGACACUGGAAGGCCGGGCGCGGCAGACGGGGGGCCGACGGAGCGGCACUCUCCAUCCCGCCGCCUCUGAGGACCGCGGCUUCGACAGAGAGCAGCACUCUGAGCGGAGAGCCAGCACGGAAGCGAUCACGGGAGGAGUGCGGCACACAGACGGUAGCAGGCUCGGCACUGAUACACAAAAUCCCCCGAACCAGCACCCCCUCAGUGCCGGGAGGUCAGAGGUCUUCAACCUCGCUAUCGACGCCGGUAUCAACAGAGCUGUUGGCGAAGAGAAAUUUGCCAGAGCAGCGGGAAGCUAUCCCGUUAACACCGAUCGAGGUCCCUUCACGUCACAUUGAGGCUACAGAAGCUUCAUCAUCGAAAACGAGCAAGCGGCCACUCCCGAAUGAACAACAAGCAUCGCACAAGAAAAAGCAAAAACGGAUGGCUCCAAGCGACAGGAAAGAAAGAUUGAGCAAUGCCCUAAGUGGCACGACUCAGCCCCAUGUGGAACCCAAGCCUACGGAGUCAGCGGCACCGGCCCCCUCUGACGGUUCCCUGGUUGGUGAUGGUGCGCCGGUCUGCGGCAGCUCGCUAGUAGCAGCUGCCGCAGCUCAGGGGGCCUCUCCGGAGGUCUCUGGUGAGGACGGCCGGCCGGCGGAGAGCAGUUCCGCCGGAGACGCCUCUCCGAUGCCGCCGCCGCGCUCCAUGAAGGCCAGGAUCCUGGCCCAGGUACACCAGGAGAGUAGCAGGGACGAGGAGCAGCCGGCAGAGCCGACCAAACAGGCAGCUGAGUCGACCGAGGGGUUGACUGGACAGGCUGAGCCGUCCAAAGGAGCAGCUGAGUCGACUGAGCCGUCCAAAGGAGCGGCUGGACCGGCCGAGCCGUCCCAGGUCACAACGGAGUCGGCCGAGACGUCCAAAGCAGCAGCUCAGCCGGCCCAGCCGUCUAAAGAAGCGACGAGGUCGGUCGAGCCGUCUAAGGGUACAACGGAGUCGGUCGAGCCGUCUAAAGGAGGAGCUGAGCUGGACGGCGACUCGGAGCGGUCGGCCGGCAGGCGGCGCGGUGCCACAUCGGGAACCAAGAGGGUCACUGCCAACAUGGUGGUCAAGAAGGUGGACAAUGGAGACACUGCAAAACCCGAGUACGAGUGUCGUGAGUGUCAGAAGCGGUUUACCACCUUCUCCCACUGGAAGUACCACAUCAGCUGUCGUACGGGCAAGGCGCGCUACCGCUGCUCCCAGUGCUCCUGGACGGGGAAUGUCAAACAACACUACAACUACCACAUGGACAGACACAAAGGUGUGACACCUACACACGUGUGUAAGGUGUGCUCGGCCAAGUUCCUGCAGAAAUCCACUCUGGACCGACACAUGGCCACUCACAGCACUGAGGGCGGUCUGCAGUGCGCCCAGUGCCUCACCCGGUUCACGUGCCAGUACAACUACCAGCGACACCUGCGCACACACACGGGAGAGAAGCCGUUCGUCUGCCAGCUCUGCCAGAAGGCCUUCUCCGACCAGGGCAACCUCAAGAAGCACAUGCUGAAACACACCGCCGGCGCCGAGGAGCGGUGUCCCGUCUGUCCCGAGCCGAAGCUGUACCGCACGCCGGCCACUCUGGCUCAGCACCUGCGCGAGUGCCACGACCUGCCGCGGCCGGCGCAGCGCCACAGCUGCCCGGCGCCGGGCUGUGGCAAACACUUCUCCCGCCGCUCGGACCUGCGCAGGCACCAGCGUAUUCACACCGAGGAGAAGGAGUUCAGCUGCCCGUUCUGCCGAGUCACCAGCCGGCGGGUGGACACGCUGGCGCGCCACAUGGCCGCCUCGCACGGACUGAGUCGGGAUGAGGCGCGACUCAAGAUCCGCGCCGACACGGCCACCACCGCGGCGGGCUCGGCGACCGAGGCAGACCCGGACAACCCGGACAGCCCGCCUCCUCCGCCGGCCGCGGCCGCGUCCCCUGCCCCGCCGCCGGUGUCGGCGGCGCUGUCAGGAGCAGCGUCCGGGGCGGUCUGUGUGUCAGGAGCGCUGUCAGGCGCGGUGUCAGCAGUGUCAGGUGCGCUGUCCGUGUCGGGGUCGGUGUCACUGGGGCUCUCGGCGGCCGCGGCCGUGGCAGUGUCGGUGACGGCGGUGUGCUCCGACCGCCCGGUGUCUGCCGGACGGACGGGGACCGGUCGCCAGCCGCAGCAGACGCCCGCCGAGCCGGCGGCGGCCGAGUUCCAGCCGCGGCCGCCGCUGCUGCCGGCUGAGAGUCCGGCGGAGAGCGCGGCGCGGCGCGACUCGGUGCUGAAGUUCUGCCAGCCGCCGGCGCCGGCCGAGGGUGGGCCCCAGCUGGAGGAGGUGAGCUCCGCGGAGGUGACCGAGCCGCGGCUGGUGGAGCUGCAGCCGGUGCGGCUGGCGGACGGCGCGCCGCCCGUGGCCGCCCAGCUGAUCCACCGGUACCCGGGCGACUGGCUGCCCCCGCCCCCGCCCCCGGCGGCGGCCGAGCAGCACCGUCUGUACGCGGCGCCGCCGGAGCUGGCCACCCAGCCGGUACCGUACCACCGGCCGCCACCACCCGCCCCGCCGCGCACCUCCGCCCAGCAGCUCACGCACUACCAGAACCACCUGCGGCAACUGAUCGGCGACGCCGCCUUCGAGGGACUCUCCACCAUGUUCGACAACCUGCGCAACAACGUGGUGGCCUGCAUGUCGGCGAGGCAUCAGGACAAGGACGGCCGCGUGUCACGGCCCUCGUGAUGACGGCUCGCGGCACGCCGCAAACAGCAGUCGUUGUCCCUCCUCGGCUGGUGGUGCCGUGUUGCUUAUGUGGAGGAGGAGGAGACUUCAGCAAGUAGUGACGGUUCUGUCUACCGGUACAAUAAUUGAGAGUGUAAAUACGACAGGGGUACGGAGCGUCGAGCUACUGAGAACGAACCCGAGUCGGUUUGCCGAGAUAAGACAUCGCUUAUGAAUCCAUAAGGAGUUGGGCAUUGAGCUGAAUUUGGUAAGUCAGGCAUGAGCUAAGACGCAGCCCGUUCAUCGGACGUGUUAAAUUAUUGCCGAAAUAAACUUGAAAGUCGAUUUUCAAACCAAUGAACAACAAAAUGAUAGGAUGUGUCAACAAAAUGCACAUCAGAAUGCAUGCAUUUGCAUUGAUAAACUUAAUGUGAAGAUUCAUGAAGUCCCCAGUUGCACAGGGGAGUACAAGCGACAUGGUUUGGGCCGGGAGCUUCUCUGAUUGGAGCUAUCUAAUGCAAUGCUAACUGCCAGGCGGGUUUUUGAACGAUUUACCAGUCUAGGUGUUUGAUGCGUGUAGAUUGUACCUGACCAGAAAGGAAACUUGAGACGGGUCCGGAGGUUGUAAGUGCUGGUUUGCGGGGAGUUCGAUGCGUGGUGUUUUGGGAGGUUUUCGUAACUUGACGUUUGAUGUAGUUUUGCCAUGUCGGGCGAUGUGUUUAGAAUUUAGGUGCGAAAUGUUGCCUUAUUUUUCUUAUGUAACGCAGUUAUUUGCUUUCAUGGAGCUUAUGAAAAGCAGUCCAGUUUAUUUACCGACUGAAUUGUGAAUGCGGGUUGAUUUGGUAAUGUAGGGAGCGUGGCCCGUGUGAUUGCUUUGUGUUUCCAUUAGAUGCAGCUACUAUGCCGUAUCUAAUCGCUAGCCGGGAACGGUAGUGUCAUUGCCUGUUGGCUGUGAGAAGGAGCCGGGUGGUUUUCUAAAGCUUGUGUCAUCAGUGCUGGUCGGACUGGCAGUUUUUGUACGGUCGGAGAGGCGAACCGGUGACAGUGCCGCGCUGAGAACUCGGACCCUCGUCAGAGACUUUUGCAUACUUUUAUUGUGUCUGCUUGGUGCAUUUUCACAUUUUGCAAACCCAUUCUUGACUGUGAGUUUGAGAGCUGGUCAUCGUUCACAUAUUUAUGUAUAUACGGGUCUAACCCUGUGUCGAUUGAUGCGUAUGUACAGGUCUAACCUUCAUCGCGUUGCUGUGCGCAUGGUUAUAUUCCUAGUCGUUGAACCAUGUGCGCCCGGUCUGACCGUUUGCCGCACUGUGUACGCGCACGUUGUAAUUCAGAGCGGUGACGUCGGGCGCUCGGUUUGUUUGGAUUAUGUCCAGACGACUGUGUGCGGACGCUGCGGUACGGCCCUCGUCUGGUCCGCGCCGUCCGCCGGGACCGGGUGACCGCCACGCGCACCAUGUCUGCCCUCUGUGGGCGGCUGGAACAGCCCGCGAGCUCCAAUACAAACCCCACGUUCAGCCCGGUGCCUGGCACUUGCCCACUGUCCCAGUCCGAUGUGUGUGAGAAAUGUGAGCCUGUCUCCACUGUCGCCUCCGGUUGACCCAUUGUGAUGGGGCUUGCUCCGGAUAGUGCAAGAUUCUUGGGAUAAUUGACCCACCGCCCGGGUAUAUCCGAGGUCAGUGCAUAUGAUGCGCUGACCCAUAUCUGGGUCACGUCGGUGAGCCGUGCCGGCCCGUACACAGUACAUAGGCUCACACGGUGAGUUGAGAAUGGCCCAGACCAAUACAAUACAGAUAUGAUCUGAUUU